CUCUCAUUCGUUCCCUCCCCUCCCUGCUUUUGAAGAACUCCCUCUUUGCAACCAGAUACAAAGCUUUUUGCUUGCCCUCUCCCGAAAAACCCUAGUUUCCUUUCCCCCCCUCCAUCCUUCCUCCAUUGAAAAGGACACCCACUUAAACAUGCCGAGAGAGAUCAUCACCCUGCAAGUGGGACAAUGCGGGAACCAGAUUGGGAUGGAGUUCUGGAAGCAGCUUUGCCUCGAGCAUGGCAUCAGCAAAGACGGCAUUCUCGAGGAUUUCGCUACUCAGGGAGGUGACAGGAAAGACGUGUUCUUUUAUCAAGCUGAUGACCAGCACUAUAUACCACGAGCUUUGCUGAUCGAUUUGGAACCCAGAGUGAUAAAUGGAAUUCAGAAUGGCGAAUAUAGGAAUCUCUACAACCAUGAGAACAUCUUUGUUGCAGAUCAUGGUGGGGGUGCUGGAAAUAACUGGGCCAGUGGAUAUCAUCAGGGUCAAGGGGUCGAAGAAGAUAUAAUGGACAUGAUAGACAGAGAAGCUGAUGGGAGCGAUAGUCUUGAGGGUUUUGUCCUUUGUCAUUCAAUUGCCGGUGGAACAGGCUCAGGUAUGGGCUCAUAUCUGCUGGAGACUCUGAAUGACCGUUAUAGCAAAAAAUUGGUGCAGACAUAUAGUGUAUUUCCUAACCAGAUGGAGACAAGUGAUGUGGUUGUUCAACCGUACAACUCUCUGCUAACACUCAAGAGACUGACACUCAAUGCUGAUUGCGUCGUCGUUCUUGACAACACUGCCCUCAAUAGAAUUGCAGUGGAGCGCCUGCAUUUGUCUAAUCCUACUUUUGCUCAAACAAACUCUUUGGUAUCUACUGUGAUGUCUGCCAGCACAACGACACUGAGGUAUCCUGGUUAUAUGAACAACGACUUGGUUGGUCUUCUUGCUUCUCUAAUUCCAACACCAAGAUGUCAUUUUCUCAUGACAGGAUAUACACCACUUACGGUGGAAAGACAGGCUAAUGUUAUCCGUAAAACUACUGUAUUAGAUGUCAUGAGAAGGCUCCUACAGGUAAAUGAUGCUGUCUUUUGCCAGACAAAAAAUAUCAUGGUUUCGUCAUAUGCGAGGACAAAAGAAGCUAGUCAAGCCAAGUACAUUUCAAUAUUAAACAUCAUCCAAGGGGAGGUAGACCCUACGCAGGUCCAUGAGAGUUUGCAGAGGAUUCGUGAGAGGAAGCUUGUUAACUUUAUUGAGUGGGGCCCGGCGAGUAUACAGGUUGCCUUGUCAAGGAAGUCUCCAUAUGUCCAGACUGCACAUAGGGUAAGUGGUCUCAUGUUAGCAAGCCAUACCAGUAUCCGGCAUCUCUUCGACAAAGUUGUGUUCCAGUACGCCAAGUUGAGAGGGAAGCAAGCUUUUCUUGAUAACUACAGGAAGUUUCCAAUGUUUGCUGACAAUGACCUUUCCGAGUUCGAUGAAUCAAGGGAAAUAAUCAGUAGUUUGAUUGAUGAAUAUAAGGCUUGUGAAUCUCCUGACUAUAUCAAGUGGGGAAUGGAGGAUCCUGACCACCUCCUGACUGGUGAUGGCAAUGCUUCAGGAUCUGUGGAUCCAAAAUUAGCAGUUUGAAUAUUCUAAAUCGUGAGUUGAACUCAAAUUUCCCACGCAUCCUAUAUACUCUAGUAAGAACAGAAGUAAUUUUGGAAUAGCAGUUGAUACCUAGGUUAGCGUCUUUUCAUUAUCAAUAUCAAUAGAGUAACUAGCUUGGAUGUUCAUUUGCAGGGGAUGUAACGAGACGUUAAUAGAAGCGCAAUGGGGAAGAGGAGCACGUAUUUAUGCACAUAUUUACUUUGUUGGGUUGUUUCUGUUUGUUGGAAGCUUUGAGCAAACGUGUGGUUGUAUGUACUUUGGGGUCUCGAGAAAUCAGUCAAGUACUGGUGUCCUCUGUCCUGAUUCCUGAAUGUAGGUCUAGAUCAUAACUUCUGUAAUGCAUUUGCAGUAAAAUUGUCCAGAAAUGCCAUGGCUAGCCAUCUUAAAAUUCCCUUUUCCCAAAGUGGUAUGCAGUUUCAUAGUUCAGACCUAUCCUAAUGCCCGAUAUGAAAUUCAAAU
Linum tenue is the source of this 2077-nucleotide messenger RNA. The record is from the annotation of a GenBank genome assembly. NCBI's taxonomy places the organism in Eukaryota, Viridiplantae, Streptophyta, Magnoliopsida, Malpighiales, Linaceae.